Molecule: messenger RNA, 969 nt
Organism: Helianthus annuus (common sunflower)
Lineage: Eukaryota; Viridiplantae; Streptophyta; Magnoliopsida; Asterales; Asteraceae
Exons: 4
Coding region: 398-706 (102 amino acids)
Source: RefSeq, a predicted model, not a curated record
CCCUAAAACAUGUUAGGGCCGCCUCCAUCUCCCUCACAUUGAUAAUUUUCGGUUUUGGGAGCUAAGGAAGAGAGAAAAGGGAGAAAUCCCGUUUUUGAAGUUUAUAGCAGCAAAGAUCAGAUGAUUCCCGAAGAUCUAACCGUUGGAUCGAGCUCAAAUUUGGAUCGAGUCUUCUACACAUAUAUACAAAGAUUUUGACCGUUGGGAUCGUCAUUUAGAGGCUUGGAGGUCGGAUAUUUACUGCCCUGAACAGAACAGCUUGCUGGAAGGGUUUCCGGUGGCUGUUUGGUCUUUCCAGCAACAAUAGCAACUGUUUCCAGCUGAAACAACAAGUGUUAUGUUUAGAUCUUGAAAAUAGGGUUCCAUGGACACCUGAAUCACCCAGAUCGGAGUCCGGAUGACCAAGUUAUGGGCUCGACAAGUUUGUGUCGCAUUUCGUUACAUGAUUUUCUUACAAACCGGUUUAGGACAGCGUGUCCGCAAAGGUACAUGCCAUUCUGGGCGCGAACUUGGUAGGCAACGGGACGGACAUAUGGAAUACGUAUCAACUACUUACGGGUCAAGGUGGCUUGAUUGUGAAUUCUAUUGGAGGUUGAUUCACAAGUUGGAAGCAAUAGUGGACUAUGAAAUUAAAGGAGUCGAGUUCGUUGGAAGUAUAAUGGGAACUAGAGGUUCGCGGAGUGAUGAAUGGAACAAGGUUUGGUGACAAAUCUGAAAUCGAGUAAGCAAUGUCAGUUCAUCCAUCCGUCAGGUUAUAUCGUCAUGUUUUACUUGCCUUUUACGGCAUUCGGUAGUUUUAAAUCGUGUAAGCUUCAUGAGUCAGACGUAGUGUCUUGUUUUGUUUAUGUUCAAGUUUAGAGUUGUAAAAUGGAUUGUAAACAGGUUUUAUUACCGUAACGGUUAUCCGUAAUACGAACGGGUCUUGCCGAAAUUUUAUAAAAAUUGGAAUGGAAUAUGUAAGUUUUUAAA